This is a messenger RNA of Macroventuria anomochaeta, 1162 nucleotides long. Its product is annotated as NAD(P)-binding protein. Lineage: Eukaryota; Fungi; Ascomycota; Dothideomycetes; Pleosporales; Didymellaceae. Bases 191 to 1042 code for a protein of 283 amino acids. The record is from RefSeq and is a predicted model, not a curated record. The transcript has 3 exons.
CUGGUAACAUGUGCCCAUGUCACCACGCACGCAAAGGUAGCGUGUUGUCGCGGUAGAGGCAGUAGCUCCGGAUCCACACAUCGUGGACCGAAUCAUUGCUAUGUUUGGAGAGCUGCCCCUUCAGCGCUGCUCUUCUUAAACAUUCAAAACCGAGAUUUUGUCUUUUACACUCUACAAAUUACUACCCAACAUGACAGACUUCCAGAUCACAGACUCUGACCUCUCCAGAUCCAAGUUCGAGGGUAAAGUCGCCAUCAUCACAGGUGGCUCCUCAGGCAUCGGGCUCGCAACAGUCUCCCUCCUCGGCUCCCUAGGCGCAACAGUAAUCAGCGCGGACAUCAAUCCACCCCCAACACCCGGGCUCUUCGUCUUCGUGCAAACGGACGUCAGCCAGUGGACCUCGCUCACCGCGCUCUUCAAAUCCACAAUCGCCGCACAUGGCCGCAUUGACUUCGUCUUCGCCAACGCAGGGAUCGGGCCGCGCGCGAACUAUCUCGCGCUCGAGACAGAUGCCUUAGGCGAGCUGGUAGAGCCGAACACAGCGACUCUGGAUGUGAACCUGAACAGCGUGAUCAACACCGCGACACUAGCUGUGCACUACAUGAAGACGCAGAAGGAAGGGGGAAGCAUCGUACUAAUGGGAUCUUCCACCUCUCUACACCCUGUACGGGCGAUUGACUACUCCACAGCAAAAUCCGGCGUCCUAGGCUUCGGCCGCGGUCUCUCCGUCCUCCUCCAGGCCUCCUCCCUACCCAUCCGCGUGAACAGUCUCGCGCCUAGCUGGACCGCAACACAAGUCCUCCCCGGCUUGGAUGAUUUGUUGAAAGCUGUGGACUACGAUGCGCAGUCCACAGAUGUCGUUGCGAGGGCAGCGGCGUACCUGUUUGUGGACGGGAAGAGGCACGGCGAUGUGGUGUUUGUGUGUGAAGGCAAGUACAAGGAGAUCGAGAAGGCGAUUCUUGCGCCAGCGUAUGGGAAGGUCAAGGGGGAGGGACCGAGUGAUGAUGAUGUGCUGGCAAGGAUUUUCGCUUUAGCUGGUUGAGGAGGGCGCAGCAAGUGCUACGUCCUGAUACGUCCAGGAGCAGAUGGCUUUGCAGAUACCCAAAACAGACGACGAUUUCCUAGCAACAACGACACGCCAACGAUGCAUGUGCUGCUACAA